Messenger RNA from Candida albicans SC5314, 1641 nucleotides. It is a transcript of the gene ECM3, whose product is annotated as putative ATPase. Gene Ontology annotation, biological process: transmembrane transport. Lineage: Eukaryota; Fungi; Ascomycota; Pichiomycetes; Serinales; Debaryomycetaceae. Gene Ontology annotation, cellular component: membrane. Bases 1 to 1641 code for a protein of 546 amino acids. The record is from RefSeq and is a predicted model, not a curated record. The transcript has a single exon.
AUGUCGGACUCAUCAUCUCUAGAUUUGGGUUUAGUCAUAUAUUCAGCAGUCAAACCAAUCUUCAAAAUAUAUUUCAUUAUAGCCAUUGGGUUUUAUCUAGCUAAACGAAAUAUUCUAUCAGUUUCAACAUGUCGGGACAUUUCGGACACUGUCGUCACGGCAAUUAUGCCAUGUUUGAUCUUCAAUAAUAUUGUCAGUAAUUUGAAAUCAUCUGAUAUCAAGAAUAUAGGGAUAAUUAUUUUCACUUCAGCAUUACUAUUCACAUUUGGAGGGUUGUUAGCAUAUGGAAUUCAUAUAAUUACUAAAUCACCCAAAAGAUGGUUAGGUGGGUUAAUAUCGGUAGGUAUUUUUCCUAACAUUAGUGAUUUACCUAUUGCCUAUUUGCAAACUUUUGCUAAAGGUGGAGUAAUCUUCACAACUGCACAGGGUGAAAAAGGAGUGGCUUAUGUUUGUAUAUUUUUGAUGGCUAUGGUAAUGUGCCAGUUUUCAUUUGGUUUAUUUAGGCUUAUUGAGUACGACUUCCGAGAUGAGUUGAAAGUUGACGAGGAACAUAAAGUAUGCAGUGAUUCAGAAAGCAGUACCAGAAACCAACCUGAACACGAAAAAGUCAACAAUUCUAGUCCUGUUGGUGUUGGGGCUGAUAAAUCUCGGACAACACAAAAUGGUUCAAAUUCUGAUUCUGAUUCCAUAAUUAGUCAGGCAGUUGCCUCAGAUCGAUUAGAUAUCGAAGAAGAAGAAGAAGAUCAACAUAACCAAUUCCUCAAGACAAGAGCAGAACAAGCCCAUAAGUCCAGGAGCGGACUGUCUUCUGUCCACAGUGAAGGGUCAGCUGUAAGACGCCGUACAUCAAAUGCAUCUGAACUAAGUGUUCCAUAUACCAUCACUCUGGUGCUUUCUAGGACAAGUGAUUUGCGAAGACAAAGAUCUCAGAAUGUCCAGGAUGUCAUUAACGAGUACUCUGAAUUUGAUGCAUUACGAAGCAACGAGGUACAAAGGACCAGAACUGCCACAUCAGAAAUUGCUAUUGAACCCUCAGUAAAGGCUGAAUCCAAAGUUAAAAAUUAUUUGAAGCAAUUGUACAAGAAUGUCACUACACCAUCGUCUCUUUCAUUAAUUAUAUCAAUAGCCAUUGCAAUGGCUCCACCACUCAAAGCAUUGUUUGUCAACUCAAAUUUCUAUAUGCCAAAUGCUCCUGAUGAACUCCCCCCCUUAUCAUUUAUUAUUGACUUUACCAGUUAUGUUGGUGCUGCAUCUGUUCCCUUAGGGUUGAUAUUAUUAGGUACAACAUUGGCCAGAUUGCAAGUGAAAAAAAUGCCUCCAGGCUUUUGGAAAACUGCAUUGCUAAUCACUAUUGCCAGAUUAAUUAUCAUCCCAAUAUUUGGUGUCGGCGUCACAACUGGGUUCUAUAAAGGUGGUUGGUAUGGUAGUGAUAUUUUGGUGAGAUUUGUUAGUGUUUUAGAAUUUGGAUUACCAAAUGCUACUUCUUUGGUAUAUUUUACUGCAUUCUACACAGACCCAUUAAGUGAGGAACAUUUACAAAUGGAUUGUUUGGCAAUUUGUUUGAUUUGUCAAUAUGCCAUCUUAUGGAUUACAUUACCCUUUUUAACAACUUUUACAUUGAAAGUGUCAAUGGGAUUGUAG